Arachis stenosperma is the source of this 933-nucleotide messenger RNA. RefSeq lists its product as uncharacterized. The record is from RefSeq and is a predicted model, not a curated record. Bases 1 to 933 code for a protein of 310 amino acids. Lineage: Eukaryota; Viridiplantae; Streptophyta; Magnoliopsida; Fabales; Fabaceae. The transcript has a single exon.
AUGAGUUAUGAUGACCUUGUUAGCGAUGUACUAAUGAAGCUCGGUCUGGAAGGUGCGAAGCGGGUAAAGAAGUUUUUCUAUCGCAUUCCAGUCAUGGUGCUACAGAAUACCGUGAAGUAUGAUUGCUUCAAGAUUAAUAAUGAUGUGGACUUGCAAGUAAUGUUUCUUUGUUGGCGGCAGUUUCCGGAGGUGAGGACACCAGAGUUGUUGGCACGGCUGGUUGAUGUGGUAUCCAGCUCCGGCGGUUCGAACCGGAAUACGAACACUAUAGCGAAUCCAGUAGGUUCUAGUUCCCGGCCUGCCGUUGCUUCCUCCUCCGUCCCUGUGUACGAACCAGUGGUCCAACCUGUCGCCUCCUCGUCUUUUGCUGUUGACCUCAAUGGCGCCGAAGGCGACAAGGUAGUGGAAAGGGAAAAUUUGUCGAACGCUUUAGUGGGAGUUGCACCUAUUGACGUUGGAGACGGUUUUUUGGGUGAUGAAGAGGAGGAUGACGUCGAGCCGGAUAUGAUUGACGAUGACUGCGCUGAUGAUAUUGGAGCGAAUGGGCCUGCAUUGGCGGUAGGUGGUUCUAGCUCUGGCACACAGCAGUAUCCACCACAUUUUUCCUCGUUGGACUUGGACGCCAUGAGACAUGAGGGGGUUUUAAGGCACGCUGUUGGAUUCGGAGCUAGAGAUGCGGAAGGGACUGCUGGUCUAACAGAGUUCCAGGUUGGUCAGCAAUUCCAGGAUAAAGAUGAUGCCCUUUUAAGUGUGAAGACUUACAGCAUCCGGCGAGGGGUACAGUACAAGGUGGUGGAGUCCAAUCACCGCCGGUAUGUGGGCAAGUGUAGAUCAGCGCGGUCACAGAGCGCCACAACGCCAUAUGCCGAGGCUCCAAAACCUCUGGAUGCACAACCUGAAGUACGUCGGGGCUACUGUACGGCAUCCAUAUAA